GUGUCACCAUAUAUAAAACAGACCCGGACGCAUCUGAGACCAUUGUUGCGGUGCUGUUCCGAGUGUUACGUUACUCGCUAUCUCAUCAUCAUGCAAAUCAAAUUUAGCUUACUAGUGGUUGUGCUUUCGGUGCUGGUGGUGUGCAUGAGCGCCCAAUCUUCGGCACAGACCAGUAAAAGGCCAAUCUGCAAACGGGGCGAAGAAUACUUGGACUGUGGUAGUAGCUGUACCGAGCCGAAGUGCAAGUCGAGACCUGUCGCGUGUCCAGCUGUCUGUACACAGGGAUGCUACUGUAGGGCCGGAUAUGCACGCAACAUUAGAGGGGUUUGCAUUCCGCGGUACAUGUGUGCGUACAAAAAUUACAACGGCGAAUAAGUAAGCGUCGGUGUAAAUGGGCCACAGUAAAAUGGUUGGAAGGGUAGGCUUAGUUUUCGUUCCGCUUCCUUGCUACUAUCCACUAGCCACCGCUCACUGAGUACUGUGUGUGAAAUAUAAUUUAUGUCAAAUUGCAGCACCUUCGG
This is a messenger RNA of Anopheles stephensi (Asian malaria mosquito), 521 nucleotides long. RefSeq names its product chymotrypsin-elastase inhibitor ixodidin-like. Bases 91 to 375 code for a protein of 94 amino acids. The transcript is spliced from 2 exons. The record is from RefSeq and is a predicted model, not a curated record. Lineage: Eukaryota; Metazoa; Arthropoda; Insecta; Diptera; Culicidae.